CUUUCAUGCCGUCUUGUCGAAAAGAGUAGGCUUGACCAAUCUGCUUAAAGAACAGAACAGGUAAACUUUGGCUUCUAAUAGGCACUAUAUUCAAUAUUGGAUUCUAAGUUUCUAACAAAGUGUCUGUGAAAUCAAACACCAAAAACAAAUUUCCUCUGCUUCUGAGGCUCAUCAUUUCGUCCAUGGCGAUGGAGGAGGAGUCCAACAAAUUACAUGUAGCCAUGCUACCGUGGUCAGCCUUUGGGCAUAUCAUUCCAUUUCUGGAACUAGCUAAGUUCAUAGCUCAAAAGGGUCACAAAGUCACCUUCAUUUCCACCCCAAGAAACAUCGAUCGCUUACCCGAAAUCCCACCAAAUCUUACCGAUUCAAUAACCCUGUUCAAGAUUCGAUUUCACAGAGUUGAUGGGCUCCCGGAGAACGCAGAGGCCACCAUGGACAUCCGUACAGAUCUCGAAAUGUCGCUUCUCAAGAAAGCCUACGACGGGCUUCAACCGGAGUUGACUCGUUUCUUGGAAACGGCUCUUCCUGAUUGGUUCAUUCACGACUUCAAUCCAUACUGGAUACAACCGAUUGCUCGGAAUCUUGGCGUUAAAACGGCCUUUUUCAGCAUCAUCAAUGCCUGGACUUAUGGGUUUUUCGGACCGACUGAGAUGCUAAUAGAAGGCACAGAUGAUAGAUCCAAAGCAGAGGAUUUCCUGGUUCCGCCGAAAUGGGUGCCGUUUGAGAACAAAGUGGCUUUUAAAAUCCAUGAAGCUAACUGGACUCUUGGAGCUAUCAAAGAAAAUGAAUCCGGGUUCUCUGAUACAUACAGGAUCGGAAUGAUCUCAAAGAAUUCCGAUCUCAUAAUAUUUCGGCACUGCUAUGAAUUCGAAGGCGAAUGGUUGAAGCUACUGAAUGAGUUAUACCCUCGUCCGGUCAUACCAGCAGGAUUAAUGCCACCUCAAUUCAGCCACAACCCAAUUGAUGACGACAAGAAUGAAGCCUGGAUUUCAAUAAAACAAUGGCUUGACGGACAAAAUCCAGGUUCAGUUGUGUAUGUCGCUUUAGGAAGUGAGGUUUCACCGUCUCAAAAUGAUAUCACUAAAUUGGCUCUUGGAUUGGAGCUAUCUAUGGUUCCAUUCUUUUGGGUUCUUAGAAACUCAUCUCAAUCGGGCUACGAGCCUUCCGAUUCGCUUAAAUUACCUCAUGGUUUUGAAGAAAGGAUAAAUGGAAGAGGGAUUGUUUGGAAGAAUUGGGCGCCUCAGUUGAAGAUACUAAACCACGGCGCAAUCGGUGGAUUCUUGACUCAUUGUGGCUGGGGAUCAACGAUAGAAGGAUUAAUGUUUGGACAUCCAAUGAUAAUGCUUCCAUUUGUGGUUGAUCAAGGAUUGAAUGCGAGGGUUCUUGAGGACAAACAGGUCGGCGUCGAGGUGCCGAGGAAUGAGCAGGAUGGAUCAUACUCUAGAGACUCUGUGGCUGAGACGGUGAAGUUAGUGAUGGCUGAAGAUGAAGGCAAGAAAUUCAAGGAGAAGGCUAAAGAAAUGGAAGCAAUAUUUGGAAACAGAGAAUUGCAUGAUGCAUAUCUUCAUAAGGUGGUUGAGUAUUUGCAGGAGUAUAGACAUAAAUCCAUGGACUAAUACACUUGUCCACUUAAGUGCCUUCAAAGGAUUUGCUGAAUCUUGAAGAAGCAGGGUUCCUGGUUUCUUUCAAUGUGAAUUCAAUCUAAUUUCCCACUUUGCAUAUUUGGAUCAAGUUUUUGUUGGAUUAUUUCCGAGGCUCGGAACAAGAUUUUGCCUCCUAACUUCAUUGAUUAAUCGUGUGAUAUGAAUGAUAUAAUGUUAUUUUGGUCGUCACUCAGAAACUAGUAGCAGGACUUAAUUAAUACGAGUAGUUUGUAACACACAAACAAGUUGAAUUUCCCUUCGCCAAUCUGAACUUCACUUGAUUUUGUAAUUUUCCUGCUUGAUGUCUGGCAAAGGAUUCUCUACGCCAUUAUGUAACACUCUUUAUUGUAUUAUUCAAUAACUUUGAAUAAAUUUCGUGAUUUUGGUUAAUAUUUACACCAUCCGUAAUUACUUUCGAAGUUAUAUAUUUUAGAAAUAAGAGUUCUUUUUUUUUUUUUCGAAUUAUG
Molecule: messenger RNA, 2110 nt
Organism: Oldenlandia corymbosa var. corymbosa
Lineage: Eukaryota; Viridiplantae; Streptophyta; Magnoliopsida; Gentianales; Rubiaceae
Source: the annotation of a GenBank genome assembly